AUGCUCUUCCACAAACUCAACUUCCUCGUCUCUCAAGCAAACAUUGUGGCCGCACUCUCUCGCCUUACCUUGCAGAAGCACAAAUCCCUACCACCAUCCAGUCGCGAUUCUAACCUCCGUCGUGUUCGCCUCGUCUCGUUACUCAUAGAUCCGUUCUCAGAUCUUGUUCAUCUUCGCUCCGACGAUCUCCAACACCGUCUCAUCUCCGCUUUCGGCCACCACAUAAGUCCCUCCUUCCAUCUCCGUUCCAGCUCAAGUCAAAUGAUGCUUGUUCAAAACUCCUCGACCUCACCUUUGCUCAGUAUCACCGUCUCAACAAUCACCAUUGCUUCUUCGUCCACUCGCGAUUUCGCGCUUCAGUCACGUAUCAACUUCGUUCUGCUUCAACUUGUUGUCUACUCAAUCUUCCACUCAAUGUCAUGGAGUUCAAGGGUGACACAUAAUUUUAAAAAUGCAACACGGAUUUAG
Vicia faba (fava bean) is the source of this 468-nucleotide messenger RNA. The record is from the annotation of a GenBank genome assembly. Lineage: Eukaryota; Viridiplantae; Streptophyta; Magnoliopsida; Fabales; Fabaceae.